This is a messenger RNA of Mya arenaria, 7125 nucleotides long. RefSeq lists its product as uncharacterized. The transcript is spliced from 5 exons. Bases 300 to 2147 code for a protein of 615 amino acids. The record is from RefSeq and is a predicted model, not a curated record. Lineage: Eukaryota; Metazoa; Mollusca; Bivalvia; Myida; Myidae. Gene Ontology annotation, molecular function: protein binding.
GCCUUUCAAUAUAUGUGUUUUACAAGGGAUUCCCCUCCCGUUUACAUACCCGACAGAUUAAACCGGAGUUCUUGUAAGCGAGUGUUUAAUUGUAUCUAGGUAUAGGUGACAUCGGUAUAAUAUCACAACCGCCGUUCGAUCAAUGCAUGCGGUUUAAAAUGUAAGAAUACGCGGUGAUAUUGCGUGGACGAAUUUGGAUAUAAAUACAAACUCUGGCAGAGACAAGAGGCAGUUUAUAUUCACAACUUUACAAGACAUCCCUUAACUACAAGGUUAGGUAACUGAAAGACCUCGUUUAAAUGAUAAACUUCUAUGUGGCCAGUUGUACAGGCAUAGAAAACAAAAUGCCUCCGGAGAACAAACGCUCAAGAUAUGAAAGCCAAAAAUCGACUUCAACAGUAAUGACUGACCUUUCUACAGACUCCGAUGAGACUGGAAAUUCACACCAACCAACCUCAGCACCCAGACGACCCAGUAAUGAGCAAACGCCAAAAGAGCGGGAAACGAAGCGUGCAGUCCGAAAGAGACAAGUGUCAUUUUCAAAUGGUGCUGACGAAGCCGAUAUGUCGGAAUUGCAAAGAUUACAAAGCACGAAUAGCAACGAAAUAGACUCGGUAAUUCAUCAACCGAAUUAUGGUCAACAAAAAUAUUAUAAACAACAAACUUCGUACACACGUGUACCGUUGGAUGAUGAAAAUCUGUCUAGCCUUCAACGAAAAGAUAUUGCGCGAACGCGGAGGACUCGUCGAUAUACAGAGGGUAACAUUUGCUAUGUUGACCGAGAUGUUGAAAGGCAUAUGCUGGAAAAUGAGACAGGGAUGCACCACAGUAAAACUGUGCCAAAAUUGGUUUACCAUGAAAAGGGAUGUAAAUGUCAAGCAUGUUACGCAGAAUAUAAGCGACGAGAGAAGGAACUUGUUGAAUAUUUAGUUGAAAACGAUAGAGAAGACCGAAUGCCCAACAGAAGUUAUAGUUUAACAUCUUUGCAUGAGCAAAAAAUUCGGCACAUCAAUAAUAUAAAUCCCUUUUGCCAAAACUCACGUUCUUAUAACACUCAACGAGGCCAUGUGGAUACAGUCGUACAACUUAACAGUCAAUUCCAGCCCUACAUACACCCAAUCCAUAAAUACAACAAAUCUCGCUCAUUUGAUAUCUUAGAUCCUAUUGAGAGUGGUGAUGGUGAAGUUCCAAGACUGGGAAAUCCCCCCUGUCGACCUUUGCCAGAAGUUCCCAUUGAAAGUGAUGCGGGUACGUCCGGAUACGCACAGAUGGACCCUACGAGUAAAAAUUCCGAUCCAGCUUCCAGCGCCCAAAGUGAAAGCUAUCAUUCAAGUCUUCGAAGUAGCAAGAUGGAGCUGUUGAAACAUCCAUUAUUCCGAAUUCUGUUGGUCUUAAACGUGCUCCUGCUCCUGGCAAUCACUGCUGGAAUACCUACCUACUUGUACAUACUCAAUAAAGACCCUGUGCCGAUUUCAACAACUCCUGAUCCUGGUCCAACUUUGCCACCAAACGAGCAGAAAGACUGUUUAUCUUGUAUGGAGGUUCAGGGAAUCACUUUAUUAAACCCGCUUGAUCUUGGCCUUGUUCAGGAUAUAAAAAACAGAAGUCUUUGUUGCGUUGAGAAGGGGGCGAGCAGUCUGAAAGUUUUCCUCGAGGUCAUAUCGAGAAUGGGAAAUAAAAGUACAGAAAAAACACCUCGUCCAGUUCUACAGCUAACUUCAAUGUCGGCUGAAAAGUUAUCUAAAGAUAAUACGAUUAUCUGGAGUGACAAAGAUGGACAGAAAACCGUGAAAUCGAACACACUUCGGCUCGUGGAGGGAAACAAGGCUGUGCAAAUUAACCAUGGCGGGUUGUAUUAUGUUUCCACAAAAUUGUCCUUUAUCUCCACGAAAACCAGCAUUGAUGGGGAGUCGUUUGCCAUUGGUCAUCAGAUUCUAGUGGAUGGCGUUACAUUCGAGGAGACAUCCCAGAUGUGUUAUUUUCCACCAACAAAUAAAACUCUUGCUGUCGAGCAUGUUAGUGCAAAGCAGUUUGUCAAAUACUUCAAACCACAAGAGCAGAUCUCGGUGCAGGUAAAAUCUAAAUUAAAUUUUAAACCUGAAAGCGCGCAGAUGAUUCUGUUUUAUCUUGGACAGAGUGCGCACUGAAAAUCGGAGACAGAUCACGGUUUUGACGUAAACAUGGGUGUGACAUAGAACGUGCACGCCCUCUUCCAGAAACUGGAGAUAAACUGAUAGGGCUUCACACGUGCAGUCAUUUUCGGCUAAAUUUAGUCUAAAGUGGUGCAUUCUGGUGUAAAUUAUGUAUAUUUUACAACCAUAUAGUCAUGAAAGGUCAUAUAGACAAGUAUAAGAGGGGCGCAUGUUUCGAGUACCCACCCAUCCCGCCACUGGCUCUUCUAGUGAAUUUUCUGUAUACUAGACUUAUCUCAAGUUCGGAAGUAUUUCAGUGAAAACUUACCUUUCUAGUACGCAUACUUGCUCAUUUGCAAAAUAUAAACUAUUUAGUGGUCAACAUUCUAUUUUGUCAAAUGAGAAGACAUAAUUUCUGAAGUUUUCCAAAACAUUUAUUUUAGUAAAUCAGCAGUUAGGCGUAAUGGAUUUUAUCAUGUGAAGCGGUGGAUGUAAAUAGUGGCUGGCCCAGGUAUUUUACACAAUAUAAUGUAGACCACUUAAAAAAACUUAAAGAUUGUUAGUAUGUUCUUACACAAGAUAAAUGGUCAUGCGACUAUAUAUAUUUGCUUAUGUACAAACUGUAUUUGUAGAUAAUUAUACGCUUUAUGCGUGAUCAUAUUCCGCUCAAAGGUUAUUUGUAAAAGGAAGAUUUCUAUUUGAGUUUACUCAACAACGAGUUAUAGAUAUGUAAUAUCAUGAUCGUCCUGGUAUAGAUCCAUAUACAGAAAGGUUGUUUAUGUCUGAAAUAGUCAGAAAUUUUAAAGUUUACUUUAAAACUUAAGUAAAUGCAACUGGUCAGAAAAAAGGUGGUCAGUAUAAUAAAAUAAGGUUGUUUAUGCUGUGUGUAUAUGUGUUAAAUACAUGUACAUUGUAAAUAUAACAUAUCUACAUCGUAUAUUUAGGCUACAUUGUACUAAUACAUGUAUCAUGUACUGAUCUCUUAACGUAAUGUAAAUAUUUGUACAGCGGUUAUCUAAAAGAUACAAUACACUACACGACACUUAUGCGUAUUCAGUGUUUAAAUGUGAACUAUAAAUACGUGUUUUCACGUCUCAUUUAAAGUGUAUAUAUAGACGAAUGAUUUACAACACAAAUUAUUCUUAUUUCCAUCGUAACAUAGCUUGUUUGGAUCGUGCACGUCUCGCAUGGUGACUUCCAACAUGCGGGGUUUUAUUUAUUUUGGUACACUCUCAACCAUGAAACUAGAAAAACAUAUGUAUACAACUACUUCCAUCAUAAAAAUUUAAUUGUAUAAGGGUGAAUCAAUAAGUGUUAAUCUACAUCGCACGGGCAGCAAAAAGAGUCCUGGUUAAUUUGAAAACAAAAUCUUUAAGUUUCUAAUGGAAUUUGUAAUGAAACAUAAAAUAUAUCAGGUAUCAUCAAAAACGGGGAAAUUUCCUUACUUUUAGCGACGAAAGUGCAUCAGCCACGUGCAUAUAUUAAAUAAUAAGUGCACGUGCAAUGGCAGUGCUGUUAGAUGAGCGAACGCCACUCAUUGACUGCGCAUGCGCUAACUGAUACAGUUCAGGGACAGUCAUAUUUACUUAUAAACCUGAUAGAGCAGACUACGCUGCUGUUUUUGGUCGAUUUUUCUCUUUUAUUAUUGAAAUAACCAAAAAUUGCAGACAUGGUCAUAUUUCCUUUGAUCCAGAAACAGUUCAAACGAAAUGCAAUGCUAAAAAAGUGUCGUAUAGUGUCUAUAGAAGAACGAAUGUAUUGAUAUCUUUGCUCAAAUUAUUUGUAUAUAUCGAACCUUAAUAAUAGCAAUACAUUCAUCGGGUUCGUAAACAUGUGAAAUAAUAUUGCUUAUAAAUAAUGUUAUAAGUACAUUACUAGUCUGGCUGCGUGCGUUGAGCGAAUUGUAUUUCAACUAGCUCUCGUAGGUAAACCAUUAAGAACAGGCUAAUCAUUACUUUUGUCUGAGUUAACAACAACGCUGAUCAUGGGUUUGACUGGGUUAACAACAGCGCUGAUCAUGAGUUUGACUGUGUUAACAACAGCGCUGAUCAUGAGUUUGACUUUGUUAACAACAGCGCUGAUCAUGAGUUUGACUGGGUUAACAACAGCGCUGAUCAUGAGUUUGACUGGGUUAACAACAGCGAUGAUCAUGAGUUUGACUAGGUUAUCAAAAGCGCUGAUCAUGAGUUUGACUGAGUUAACAACAACGCUGAUCUUGAGUUUGACUGGGUUAACAACGGCGCUGAUCUUGAGUUUGACUGGGUUAACAACAGCGAUGGUCAUGAGUUUGACUGGGUUAACAAAAGCGAUGAUCAUGAGUUUGACUGGGUUAUCAAAAGCGCUGAUCAUAAGUCUGACUGGGUUAACAACAACGCUGAUCUUGAGUUUGACUGGGUUAACAACGGCGCUGAUCAUGAGUUUGACUGGGUUAACAACAACGCUGAUCUUGAGUUUGACUGGGUUAUCAAAAGCGCUGAUCAUGAGUCUGACUGGGUUAACAACAACGCUGAUCUUGAGUUUGACUGGGUUAACAACGGCGCUGAUCAUGAGUUUGACUGGGUUAACAACGGCGCUGAUCUUGAGUUUGACUGGGUUAACAACAGCGAUGGUCAUGAGUUUGACUGGGUUAACAAAAGCGAUGAUCAUGAGUUUGACUGGGUUAUUAAAAGCGCUGAUCAUGAGUUUGACUGGUUUAACAACAACGCUGAUCAUGAGUUUGACUGGGUUAACAACGGCGCUGAUCAUAAAUUUGUCUGAGUUAUGGAUUGUUUUAGGCUAGACAAUUAACCUGAUCAAGAUUGUUACAUAUUUGUUAUGAUCUCAAACGAAACUAUAUUGUGCGAAUCAUUUUAAAUCGGGUUGUUUUUAUGUUUGAUGUCAUAUUUCUAGUCAUAGUUAUAUCGUAUUCAUAAUUUGCUAAACAAUACGAUUGUUUAUCUGUAUCCAUAAACUAUAUAUACACGCAAUUGUAAAUUUCUACAGCCCUACAAAAUGCAAAUUGGUUGUUAUUUUUGAUAUACGUUGUAAUUAUAGUUCCCAGUAAGACAUGAAUUGUUCAUAGUAUCAUGUAUGUCCCAUUAUUAACUGGUGAUCCCUUUGUAAUACUGUACAUGUACAAAAUUUGGCAACAUAUCUCUAUGCCCUUCUGUUAACGUAAUGUUCUUUUUUAUCUAUAUUGUUAUGUUCUGUUCUGUUCUGCCAUGGAUUGUUUAGUUCUGUUAUAAUAUGUUUUGUUUUAUGUUGAUAUGUUCUGUUCUGUUCUGUUAUGAUCUGUUUUGUUCUAUUUUGUUAUGUUAUGUUCUGUUCUGUUCUGUUAUAUAAUGUUCUGUUCUGUUUCAUAAAUUCCGUUCAAAAAAUGGUCAAUUGCAAGCGUUUGCUCAUUACCUCCCUCGUAAAACACAAUUGAAAAAGAAACAAUUCACUUACAUCUGUACCAUAUCACUUAAAGGUGUCGCAUCAUUGUGCUUCGUAUGUAUGGAAGCGUAUAGCGUGCAUACAGAUGAUGUGAUCAUGUUAGUCAUGUCGACUUGUUUUAUGUCGAGUUGCGAGUUAUACCACGACAUGUUGCAAUAAUAUGUCAACGUAUCUAUUCAAUAAGUGGACAAGUCGACCUAAUUAUUGCAGCAUGACCUGCUAUAACUCGAAACUCGACAUGACUACAGUAUCACAUUAUCUGUAUGAACGAUCAACUCUUCCAUAACGUAUAUACUAGUAUAUGUUCAUAAAUGUAUGCACUAUUAUUGUAUCACAUAAACUUUAGGUACGAUAUACUCUUCCAUAUCAUAUGUAUAUGGUCAUGAAUUUCAAAAAAAACAUCAUUGUAAAUGAAUCAUUUGUUCAACUAUACCCUUUAUAUUCAUGUGUACAAACACACGCGGCUUAUAGAUAUUACAGUGACUUUAUGGCUAACAUAACAAUGUACAAUCUGGUUAAGUCUUAAAAAAAUCUCGCCUUACUCUUAAUCUCAUUGAUUUAAUCCAUUAACAAGUUUAUGUAUACUGAAUGUAUGCUACUAAUACACCGACAACUAUGGCAAAUUGUAUUAAACAUGGACCAAUUGCCCGCAUGUUAACUUUAGGAAAGUUUGCUCAUUUAAAUGAUUUAAUAGUAUAUAAGCCAUUAUUAAAAUAUUGGCCAAUUAAUUAACUAAUUGAUUUGGCGAACUUUGACCACACCAAAGACUUAACCUUCAUACAAUUGGCUGUCGUUAUUUCUCUUUCUGAUUUGUGUCUAUAAGCUAUAUAUUUGUAAGAAACUAAUCUAUAUUGAAAUUAAGUUAAACACAUUUACUUCAUUUACAUAUCAUUCCCUCUUAGCAGCCAGUCGUAUCUUCACUUUAGUGAGUUUGAAUAACACUACCUGGUAUAUUUAAGGAAGAAGUGUACAAGUUUGCGGUGUAUUUCAUAAUGCUCACAUUCACCUCUCACUCGUUGUUUCGUUAUCAACAGCAUGUACAUUUUUAUACAGAUUAUUAGCAGGGACUUAUGUACUUAAUUAUUUGUUACAGUAUUCAGUUAUGCUAAUUUCCCUCAACGUAAUAGUGAUUUUUUAGUAAUCUUAACAAAUAAGUGAGCUAAUUGUUUACAAGACCAAAAGAAAACGCUAACUUUCUUAGUGUUAAGCACGAAAUGCCUCCAUAUAAGCCAGCGCCUAUGCGCGACCCUUUAAAAAAACAACUCAAUAAAACCAAAUAAUGAAUAAAUUGGAAUCUAGCUGUUGCUAUCUGCAUGGAUUUUUGGUUGUCAGGGCCUCUUUAAUGUGAUUAAAUGUGAAUCUUUCCGGCGAUCUCAUUGGCGGAGCCAUGAGACCGAACACUAUACCUCUGAUACUAUUGUACGUAGCAUCGGUAUAUAACUAUAUAUAGUAUCACUGCUUUCAAAAAAUCGAAACUAUUUCAUGAAAUUGGUCGCCCUAUUUUUCUGCAAAGAUGCAUAAUAGUCAUGCAUAUGUUGUUAUAAAUUGUUAUGAAAAUAAAAUAAAAAGAUAUAAGUUA